CGCCCUGGCCCGGAGGCGGACCGUGACGCCUGCGCACGACGAGCUCGAGGGUGACUUUGUGGCUGGCAGCGCGGCCGCGGAGGGAAGAUGCUGAGCAAGUUGGUAGGGCUGCGUUACUUGGAGCUGGCCAAGUCCUGGCUUCCCACUGCUGGCACCUGGGGUGCUGUUGGUGCCGUGGGACUAGUGUGGGCUACUGACUGGCGUCUGAUCCUGGACUAUGUUCCCUACAUCAAUGGCAAGUUUAAGAAAGAUGACUAAGCCAACUCUUCGUAUGCUCAGUAUCUCAGGAUGGAAAGACUUUGGAACCGCUUUCUUCGGCGAUCCUCCUUACGCCUGGAUGUGAAAUGCUAAUGAUGGAUAGCAAGAAAAGCUGUGGGGUUGCUUGGCUUCUCUGAUUGUGAACCACUUCAAUUUGUUGUAUUUCUGUGAAAAAAG
Molecule: messenger RNA, 435 nt
Organism: Ornithorhynchus anatinus (platypus)
Lineage: Eukaryota; Metazoa; Chordata; Mammalia; Monotremata; Ornithorhynchidae
Gene: UQCR11
Product: ubiquinol-cytochrome c reductase, complex III subunit XI
Biological process (GO): mitochondrial electron transport, ubiquinol to cytochrome c
Cellular component (GO): mitochondrial inner membrane
Source: RefSeq, marked validated